This is a messenger RNA of Cygnus atratus (black swan), 783 nucleotides long. RefSeq names its product granzyme A. Lineage: Eukaryota; Metazoa; Chordata; Aves; Anseriformes; Anatidae. Gene Ontology annotation, biological process: proteolysis. Gene Ontology annotation, molecular function: serine-type endopeptidase activity. The coding region runs from base 1 to 783 and encodes 260 amino acids. The transcript has 5 exons. The record is from RefSeq and is a predicted model, not a curated record.
AUGGGAGCUUUCUUUACCUUGUUGACCUCUGCUGCUGUCAUCCUCCUAGUAAUUCCUGGAGGUUUAUGUGUGGAUAUAAUUGGAGGAGCUGAAGUAAGACCACACUCAAGACCGUUUAUGGCCCUAAUCUUACGAAAUGAAGGACUACCUAUUUGUGGAGGAGCUUUGAUCAAACCAAACUGGGUGUUAACAGCUGCCCACUGUCCUGUCAGCAGGGACAAAGUUAUUCUUGGAGCUCAUUCAAUAAAAAGAAAAGAAAAAGAAAAACAGUUUUUUAAGAUUGCAAAACAAAUUCGCUAUCCAUGCUACUGGCCAGAAAGUAAGGAACAUGACCUUAUGCUGCUGCAGCUUAAGGGAAGAGCAAAAUUGAAUAAAGCUGUGAAACUCAUUGACCUGCCUACCUCCAAUGAUGAUCCCAAGCCAGGAACAGUUUGUAGAGUAGCAGGAUGGGGACGAACUCAAAAUCAUUCCAGAAAGACUUCUGAAACCCUGAGGGAAGUCAAUGUCACUAUCAUCAGCAGAGAAACCUGCAAUAGUGAAAAAUAUUAUCGGAACAACCCUACUAUAACAGACAGGAUGAUAUGUGCAGGGUCUGAGAAAGGCAAAAGGGACUCAUGUGUGGGGGAUUCAGGUGGACCUUUAGUAUGUAAUAAUGUAAUGAGAGGCAUCACAUCUUUUGGGAAAAAAGAUAAGUGUGGUGCUAUUGGUGCUCCUGGUGUCUACACUCGCCUCACAAAGCAAUACGUUCAGUGGAUAAAGAAAACCAUAGGGGGAGACUUGUAG